Molecule: messenger RNA, 1245 nt
Organism: Microthlaspi erraticum
Lineage: Eukaryota; Viridiplantae; Streptophyta; Magnoliopsida; Brassicales; Brassicaceae
Source: the annotation of a GenBank genome assembly
AUGGAAGCGAGACUCUCCGAAACUCUUGGCCUCCCAUCUCCGAAUCCCAACCACUGCCAUGUCCCUAACGAUUUCAAUUCCCUCUUCACUCAUUUCUCCAAUCUCACCUCCGUCCAAAUCCCGAUCGCCAGAAACUCCGAAACCAAACUCAAACGCUCCCGAAAAUCACCGCAUUUCUCAGAAUUCACUGCGAAUUCCAGGAGAUCUCUACCAUUUGCGUCUACAUCAGUCUCGAAUCCUAAACCGGAAUUCCUGAAAUGGAUCAAACCGGCAUCACGAAACAGCCCCAAAAUUCAAACACUGAUGAAGAAUCUCUCCGUCUUCGAACGAGCCCUAAUCGGAGCAGGAGCCGGAGGAAUCGCCGGCGCGUUCACGUACGUCUGUCUCCACCCGUUAGACACGAUCAAAACCAAGCUCCAGACGAAAGGCGCGUCUCAAUUGUACAGCAGCAGCUUCGACGCGAUAGUGAAGACCUUCCAAUCCAAAGGGAUCCUAGGUUUCUACAGCGGCGUCUCCGCCGUAAUCGUCGGCUCCACGUUCUCCUCCGCCGUCUACUUCGGCACCUGCGAGUUCGGUAAGUCCCUCCUCUCCAAAACCCUAGGAUUCCCUCCGGUGCUAAUCCCGCCGACCGCCGGCGCCAUGGGAAACAUAAUCUCGUCGGCGAUAAUGGUUCCUAAAGAGCUAAUCACACAGAGAAUGCAAGCCGGAGCUAGCGGAAGAUCGUACCAAGUCCUGCUCAAGAUUCUCGAGAAAGAUGGGAUUUUGGGGCUUUACGCUGGCUACUCCGCCACAUUGCUGAGAAAUCUACCGGCGGGAGUGCUUAGCUACUCGUCGUUCGAGUACCUUAAAGCCGCGGUUUUGGAGAAGACGCAGCAGAACAAUCUCGAGCCGCUGCAGAGCGUUUGCUGCGGCGCGUUGGCCGGUGCGAUAUCCGCGUCGAUCACGACGCCGUUGGAUGUGGUGAAGACGAGGCUCAUGACGCAGAUUCACGGCGAUGCGGUGAAUAAGCUCGGUGCUGCGAUGUACACAGGUGUGAAAGGGACUGUGAGGCAGAUUCUGAGUGAGGAAGGUUGGGUUGGGUUCACGAGAGGGAUGGGUCCUCGUGUUGUGCAUAGCGCUUGCUUCUCUGCGAUUGGUUACUUUGCGUUUGAGACUGCGAGGCUUACGAUCUUGAAUGAGUAUUUGAAGAGGAAACAAGUCUCUGAAGCUACUGUUGUUGUUGUUGUUGAUGAUGCUGAUUCUUGA